UAUUAGUUUUCUUUAUAAACUAUCUAAUGAGAGAGUAACCUAGGCACUGGUGGUUCCAAGGGUGAUGUGCCAUACCAUUCAAACCUCAUGGUGAACUGAACUUGAUCUAGCCAAGUAGCAAUUGUGUAUUGUUAUGCAGUUCUGCCCCGAUUGUAUCCACUGCUGUACUGCAGAAAACAAAGAUGACGAGCAGGGUGGAACUGCAGAGCAUCACUGUCCAGAAAGUCCGAAGCAACUACACAACCAGAACCACUUCACUAUGGAGGAGCUACAGAUUCUAUACAGGGGCUUCAAAACAGGGUGUCCCAGUGGAAUUGUGAAUGAAGACACAUUUAAAAGCAUUUAUGUGCAGUUUUUCCCUGGAGGAGAUUCAUCAAAAUAUGCACACUUUAUCUUCAAAGCAUUUGAUACCGACCAGGACAGCUCCAUCACUUUUGAGGAGUACGCGAGGGGUCUGUCGGUCCUGCUCUGGGGUUCCACUGAUGAGAAGCUGAUCUGGACCUUCAACCUGUAUGACCUCAACAAAGAUGGGCACAUCACCAGGGAGCUGUGCAGCUCUAGAAGUCACAUUAAUAUUAAUGCAGUCCCUCUCUCCUUCAAUAAAGCUGGUUUUAGUUGGUUUCGUAUGAAAACUGUAUGGGAAAUUCUGGCUAUAAUGAAAGCCAUUUAUGCCAUGAGGGGGGAAAGUAUUCAACCAGGUCUGAAGGAGCAGGAUGACAAUAUAAUGCAGUCUAUACGGCUUUUUGAGGGCACCAUCUAG
Messenger RNA from Electrophorus electricus (electric eel), 760 nucleotides. Lineage: Eukaryota; Metazoa; Chordata; Actinopteri; Gymnotiformes; Gymnotidae. The record is from RefSeq and is a predicted model, not a curated record.